AGUAACAGUAGCGUUGCCAUUCAUCGAAGUUUUGAAGUGUUGGUAGAGAGGAACUUAUGGGGUUCGAAAGGGAAACGGGGAAAGCCGUGUGAUGACUCAUGUCGUGACUUAACAUUUUCCUCCUGCUCCGUGGCGCGUGGAAUGGUUCGUAAAACACGCGUGGAAAGUGCAUCAGGCAGGGGAAAAAAACCGGCUCCGGGUAGUUUUACCAUUAAUUGCGUCACUUGUCCAAAAAUAGUCUAAGUGCGGGAAUCCCCUGAUGGAGUGGAAAGAAGAUGUCCACUUGCGAAAUCCCAGGGGUGAAAAGGAAAAGGGGUUUAUGGGGGAACACCUGGGUAUUGGGUCUGGGCAUAGGGGAACAAAGUUGGGCCGGAUGGGGUAUAAAACACCGGGAUGACUCCGGAUUGAAUCAUUCAGUCCGCAUCAUCGGUUCAGGAGCAACAGGUGUUUCAUCAAUCACCUAAAAGGAGUAUCUCCGAGUAUAUCUGCCAGCUUCGUGAUAGCCAUGUCUCCACUGUGCAAUGUCGCCACAAUUCUACUCGUCCUUUCCAUGCUGUCAUCGUCAAGGAGUCUCGUCAUUCGUCGGGACGCACCACCUGAAGAGACCACCUCCGUUACUAUGAGAACGAGGCCACUCGAGGUCAUGACCUCUAGGACUAGUGACCCAGCUUUGGGUCAGGUGACCGACGCCCCCAAUCAGCUGCCAGUCCUCUGGGAGUCUUCGGAGAGUUCAGAGGUCAAUAACAUUCCAGGGGCAUUUCCCAUAGAUUACGAGGAGGAAGGUGAUAGUCAGCUCGGCUUUUUUGACUCACAAAUCCAAGACGAGGAUGUGGAUAUCCACUCAACUGAAGCAACGACUGUGGACUCGACCACAACUUCAACAGUCGCAUCCACAACACCAACAAACAUACCUACAACAUCUCAUGAGACAUUCACAACUUCUCAAACUGAAGCUGUGACGUCAUCAAUCGAGGCUGUGACGUCAUCAACCGAAGCUGUGACGUCAUCAACCGAAGCUGUGACGUCAUCAACCGAAGCUGUGACGUCAUCAACCGAAGCUGUGACGUCAUCAACCGAAGCUGUGACGUCAUCAACCGAAGCUGUGACGUCAUCAGCUUCGCUUACCAGAAACAGCUCGGCGACACCUCGCGAGAACUGCAGCAGCGGCGCGGAUACCAGCCAAACUCAGCCGGAACCCCACGUGACGCUGUGCCAGGAGCCGCCCGAGCACCAGCUGCGGCUGAACUUCAAGCGCAACAACCAGCACCUGAAGUUUCCCGCGCUCGCCAUCCUGCCGCAAGAGGUCGCCCCACACCAGGAGGCGGGGCCAGUGGUGGCUCCGCCCGUGGAGGAGUAUGUAAAUUUGACCUGCCCAACGGAGUUGCUCCACGUCAGCGGCAUUGAUGACGUCAACAAGAGGAGUUUGUGCCCAUGGACGUAUGUUGCUGAUGUCGACCCUGACCGUUAUCCGAGCACGAUUCAGAUCGCCAAGUGCCGUUGUCCCAGAUGCAUUGACACAUCCCUGGCGCAAGAGGGCGCUUUCUCCAACGAGAACGACUGUCAUCAAGUCUUGUUUCGCAUGAAGGUGCUGCGCCGCGGGCCGUGCGUCAACGGAAUGUACAUGUACCAUAACGUGUACCAGGACAUCCCAGUAGCCUGUGCGUGCCUUCGCCCAAAGGUUUUGUGAAUCACGAGGUACACUGAAAACAAUGACGUCAUCAGGACUGACACCGAGGCUCUCUUUCAGACUCCGAACCUGUCGUUACUAUUUCUGUCAAGCAUCACGGAACAGACUGGCCGAGGUGUGUUUGUGGUGAUUUACAUUUUUAUACGAGUUUAUGGUUUUGUCCGAAGUCUUUUUAAAGUCGUUGUAGAGUUUUGCGCUCAAUCCAAAGAUAGUUUAACGCAUUUGUUUACGGACUCGUGUGAUGUAGAGGGUUGCCUAGCAACGAGGGUGUUCAUUAUAAAACUCAACAGUUACAAAUCAGUGAACGAGGAUUUACAAGCGUGUUAAUGAUUGCUGCAGUUUAAAACAGUUUGAAUAAAUGAUCUGUCAUCGACUAUAUUUUAUGGAUGUUUACCAAAGAAAACUUCAGAAGAAUAUUUUAUUUGUUAUAUUCUUCAAAGACUAUUCUCUGCCAAACAGCAACAAUCGUUUUAUUUAUGCAAUGGCUUACAAUCCUCAAGAUGUUAUCAAUGUUAAGACUUUAGAAUUCAAUUUAUAUUGCUUAUGGUUAUCACUAUAUUAUUUCUGAAUAUUUAUUGAUAUAAACAACAUCGAUACGUAAUUCCAAAUAUUGUACAGUAAGAUGAUGAACAAAAUAUUGACUGUAAAUUAGAAUUCAAUUUAAAUUCUUAUUUUUUUUACUAUACUAUUUAUGAAUAUUUAUUGAUAUAAACAACAUCAAUACAUUAAUUCUAAAUAUGAACAGUAUGUUGAUGAACAAAAUAUUGAGUGUAUACUAUUUUUUCUAGAGAUAAUCUAUAUUAUUUAACAUGUACGGUUUCUAUUUAUCAUCAAUUUUCGCUGAGCGAGUUAUUCCAUUUCAAAAAAAUAAUAUUCGGAAAAGUAUUUUUUGUUGAGAUAUUCUUGAGUUAUUAAUACUUCUUAUCAUUUUUCGCAGAGCGAGUACAAACAUGUUGAAGUAAUGAAAAAAGUACUUCUUAUAACUUUUCGCUGAGCGAGUACAAACAUAUGUUUAAGUAAUGAAAAAAAUAGCAAUGUUGAUAUUUAUUUAAGAACAUUCGUGUUACUAUGUUUGUUUGAAGAUAUUCGAAUUUGGAAUUGACAUUAAUUGACUUGUCAAUAACAGAUGCUAAUCAAUGGUUUCUGUUUUACACAGAGAAUUCAAUUUACCAAGUAAUGGUGUUAAGAGUAAGCCCGUUUUAUGGGCAGCAGUGUACAAAUAUUGUUGAAAAAAAAGUUCUUUAUUUAUUAUA
This is a messenger RNA of Patiria miniata (bat star), 2940 nucleotides long. Its product is annotated as probable GPI-anchored adhesin-like protein PGA55. The record is from RefSeq and is a predicted model, not a curated record. The transcript is spliced from 4 exons. Gene Ontology annotation, molecular function: cytokine activity. NCBI's taxonomy places the organism in Eukaryota, Metazoa, Echinodermata, Asteroidea, Valvatida, Asterinidae. Gene Ontology annotation, cellular component: extracellular region. Bases 506 to 1687 code for a protein of 393 amino acids.